AUGUUGCGAAAACUUGGCUUAUCUUCCUCUGGAAUAUGGAAGCCGAAAAAUCCCCAUUCUCUUGAAUAUUUAAAAUAUCUUUGUGGGAUUCUUGAAAAGAACCGAACUGUUGUGGAGAGCAACAAAACUCUUUUAGUGGAAGCUUUAAGAGCUACGGCAGAAAUACUUAUUUGGGGAGAUCAAAACGAUGCUUCUGUUUUUGAUUUCUUUCUGGAAAGGCAGGUCCUCUCGCAUUUUUUGAGUAUUAUGGAGCAGAAAUGUGGAUCGUAUGUUAUUGUGCAGCUUCUACAGACAUUGAAUAUACUGUUUGAGAAUAUUAAGCAUGAUACCUCGUUAUGUGAGUUUACAUGGAGAUUUCGACAUUCCACUCAGGAGUUUCCACUUUAUACUGAAGUUAUAAAGUUUUUCAACCACAACGAAAGUAUGGUCCGGAUUGCUGUUCGGACGAUUACACUUAAUAUCUAUAAAGUUAAAGAGGGUUCGAUGCACGCUUUUAUAAGGUUGAAUUCUCGUGAUUACUUUUGCUCGGUAGUUGACAAUACGGCUUCACAUGCAGUUGAUAUUGAUCAUUUCGCCCGUUCUGCAGAAAACGAAGCAACGAAUCGCAGCCGUUUGGAUGAUUUAAUUAGUGAACAUUUGGAUCAUAUUCACUACCUCAAUGAUAUUUUUCUAGUUAAAGAUGCACUUCUGUCGGAAAUGUUAUCCGAAAUGGUCUUCCGACGACUUAUUGCUGCACUUUAUUUGCCAUCUUUGAAUUCGCUUCGUUUAUGUCCGUCGGCCGUAGUUUUAACGCCUGUUACUUCUUUAUUUCUUCUUUCCCAGUUUUUACUGAUUGUAACCGAAACACAGGCAAGUGAUUUUACCUGCGAAGUUCUUAAUAAUUUUUGUCAGUGGAGCCGUGAACAAGAUGGGGUCUUAAGUUUGGUCAAUAUGCCAACUAUCAAGGCGGCAACAUCAAGGGUUUUUUUCAACAGUUAUCUGGAUUGUAUGUGCUGCGACCGUAAUGACCACGCAACCUUCUACUGUUUGAUUCUUCUUUAUGCUAUUUGCCAAAAUGAAGGUGUAAUGGAUGAGAUACUAGAAGCAGCUCAGAUCAAACCAAACUCUAGUUCUUCUGGCGAAGCAAACCUGAUGGCUGCAUUAUUUGGGAUUUUAACUGCUUCAGCUAACAAAGGAAGGACUGUUCGCCCGGUGACCUUGGAAUUAUGCUGCAUAUUGUUAAGGCGUUUGCUGCUUGAUACGGAUCCUGACUCGGAAGUUCAUGCGCAGUGUGAUAAAGUUGCUACAGAUGCUCGGUCUCUUUUGGUACGCAGUCUCUCUGCCGCUGUAUAUUCGGAGGAGUUGUUUCUUGAAAUGUUUGAGGACGAGUAUUAUGAUUUUGAAAGAAAUGUGUUUCGCCUAUCAUCAAUAAGUACUGAACCCGAUCUCUUGUUGCCUCCUUCAAAUAGUUCUUUGAGUGGAGUUGCGUUAAGCAAACGCCUACCGAGUGGCAGUGAGGAACAAAUUCGGAUGGACAUUCUGCUGUACUUGCACUUGCGGAAAUUUAUACUAGAUCUGCGUGGAGAAAGUGAAACUAUCUUACCCUUGAAAGUGAAAACAGAACAGUCAGCUGAAAUUAAUGACUGCAUAAACCUUGGCAACAGUGACCUUUUGUCUUGUACAGUAGUACUGAAUCAAAAGGAGGUUUUACAAAGAUUUCUUGUAGCGGAUCAGCUUCUACUGAUUCUAGUUGAACCAGAUAAAAAGAGGCCUUGCUAUGGCGUGGUUCGUUUCGUAGGGUUACUUCAGGAUACCCAGUUAACCGGAGAUCCAAGUGAGAGUCGUGCGCUCCACAUAGUGGUGAACGAUGUCUGUUCUAGGUCACGGAAAAAUAGUGAACCAAUGCUUUGUGCCAAGUUUCUUUUCGAUGACCAUAUUAGAUGUAUGGCUGCUAAGCAAAGAUUAUCCAAGGGGCGGCAACAGGCUCGACUUGCUAAGAUCGGUCUUAUAUGUGAUCUUCUGGAAAUUCCAAGGAUCACCAGUCAACAUGAAAGCAGAAAUCCUUUUCGCAUUGUCAAAGGAUGUGCCCCUGGCUCUGUUCGUAAACAGCAGAUGAGUCGUAGCCCAAUGAGCAGCAAAUCCUCUUUGAGCUCACUUGAUGUCCCAGAUGAUCUCAGACCUAGAAACAGCUCAUCGCUAAAUCGUAGUGUGAAUAAUAUUCAGGAUGAUCAUUCAGUUUACGGGUUUAAUUUCCUUGGCCUUGUAGCAUAUUGUUAUCACAAUACACGUAUGACUGAGAUGGCCCAGGCAGAAGCACCAGUUAGUGAACAGCCCUCGACUUCCCUUACAGAUGAUGCAGGAGAUGGAAGCAGCAAGGGGUUAUGCAUCGUAGUCCUCGGAAUGGCCGGAUCGGGGAAAAGUUCAUUCGUCAGGCGUUUGGUCUCUUAUUUGCAUCAGAAGAAAGUCCUUCCUUAUGUUCUCAAUCUUGACCCAGCAGUAAAUACAGUAUCUUAUCCUGCAAAUAUCGACAUAAGGGACACUGUAAACUAUAAAGAAGUCAUGAAGGAAUACAACUUGGGUCCAAAUGGGGCGAUUAUAACAUGUCUUAAUCUUUUUUGUACUCAGUUCCAUCAAGUUUUGGAAUUGAUAGCAAAGAGGGAAAGUGUUUGUCCGUAUUUCAUAAUCGACACUCCUGGGCAAAUUGAAGCUUUUACCUGGUCGGCAUCAGGCUCGAUUAUAACCGAUCUACUAGCCUCAUCGCGGCCGACUAUGAUUGCUUAUAUUCUAGACUCCGUCAGGGCCGCAAACCCAACAACGUUCAUGUCAAACAUGCUUUAUGCCUGCUCGAUCCUUUACAGGACAAAACUUCCAUUUGUCAUCGUCCUCAACAAAGCGGAUAUAGUGAAACCAACGUUCAUUACGAAAUGGAUGAAGGAUUUUGAAAGCUUUCAAGAUGCUUUAAACGACAACAAGUCAUCAUUUAUGAACGAUCUGAUCAGAUCGCUUAGUUUGGUGCUUGACGAAUUCUACGAAAAGUUCUCUUCAGUUACUGUUUCGUCGUUGACCGGCGAGGGUUUAGAAGAAUUCCUUCUUCAAACGAAAAGUUGUGCCAAAGAGUACAGUGAGGUUUAUUUACCCAUGGUUGAAAAAAUGCAGAAUGAGAAGCUCGCUCAAGCAGAAAGAAGAAAUGCCGCGAAACUAGCAAGCUUGACUGUGAGAGAGAAGGAAGUUCUUUCAACUGUUGCAACGGAAUUACCAACGGCUCCAGUGUUUGAAAAAAUUCAUAUUGGAGGAGUCGAACAAGAAGACGAAGAAGAUGCCAACACUAUGCACUGA
Molecule: messenger RNA, 3315 nt
Organism: Enterobius vermicularis (human pinworm)
Lineage: Eukaryota; Metazoa; Nematoda; Chromadorea; Rhabditida; Oxyuridae
Source: the annotation of a GenBank genome assembly